CGAGUGUUCGUCCCUUUUGUCUUUCUCUGCGGGAUUAAAAGUGACAAACAUCUUUUUGUUUCGUGCUGACAUCAUGAACUUGUUUUUAUUCUUUCUUCUGGUCGUGCAAAUGCACAUCGUGACGCCUGUGAUUCACACGCUGCAGUAUUUCCAAACUGCGUCCUCUCAAGUUCCAAACUUCCCAGAGUUUGUGAUUGUUGGUUAUGUUGAUGGAGUUGAGAUUAGUUACUAUGACAGCAACAUCAGGAAAACAGAAUCCAAACAGGACUGGAUGAACAAAAUCACAGCAGAGGAUCCAAAAUACUGGCAGAGACAAACAGAGAUCAAUGUUGGUAAUGAGUUUAAUGCCAAACACAGCCUUGAAGUUUUUAAGAAGCGUUUCAACCAAACUGGAGGUGUUCACAUUGUCCAGUGGAUGUCAGGAUGUGAAUGGAAUGAUGAGACUGAUGAGGUUAAAGGUUGGGAUCAGUACGGUUAUGAUGGAGAAGAUUUCCUAUCGUUGGACAUGAAGACAUGGACAUAUACUGCAGCAAAACCACAAGCUUUCCCCACCAAACUCAAGUGGGACCAGAACAUAUUUCUACUAGACGACCUGAAGUAUUAUUACACUGAGGAAUGUCCUUCUUACUUGAAGAAGUAUGUGAAGAAUGGGAAGAAGGUCCUAAUGAGAACAGAGCUUCCAGAGGUGUUCCUCCUCCAGAAGACGCCAUCCUCUCCAGUCACCUGCAUGGCGACAGGUUUCUACCCCGACUUAGCCGACCUGUUUUGGAGGAAAGACGGCGAGCAGAUCUUCGAGGACGUGGAGCACGGAGAGCUGCUCCCCAACCACGACGGAACCUUCCAGAUGUCGGUGGAGCUGAAAGUGGAGGUGACGGCCGAGGUGGAGGGCAAGUAUGAAUGUGUGUUCCAGCUGUCUGGCGUCAAGGAGGACCUGGUCACCAAGCUGGAGAGAAGAAGCAUCCUGAGCAACGCAAGCCAUGAAGACAACUGGAGCGUCGCCCUCGCUGCCACGGCGGCGGUCGUCGCUGUGGCGGCCGUCCUGGCGGCCAUCAUCAUCGUCAUGGUCAGGCGUCACAGAAACAGACAAGGUGAGGGACACCAAUGUCCUCCGUCUUCUUCUUCUUCUUCUUCUUCUUCUCGGUCCAGGCCGUGAGUUGAUGCUUUCAUCCGGGCUGCAUGUUUUAGUUGCCUUCCAGCCAAACACUCAAAGAUCCACAGAGACAGAGCGCACACUCUCACAUAGAAACACGUGAGGAAAAAGUCCAUUUCACCUUGUUUCACUUUCAUUUCAGCCCAGUACGAUCCAGCUCGUAAGUAAAACAUCUU
Nerophis lumbriciformis (worm pipefish) is the source of this 1326-nucleotide messenger RNA. Lineage: Eukaryota; Metazoa; Chordata; Actinopteri; Syngnathiformes; Syngnathidae. The record is from RefSeq and is a predicted model, not a curated record.